Messenger RNA from Seriola aureovittata, 7316 nucleotides. It is a transcript of the gene adgrg2a, whose product is annotated as adhesion G protein-coupled receptor G2a. The coding region runs from base 10 to 6387 and encodes 2125 amino acids. Gene Ontology annotation, molecular function: G protein-coupled receptor activity. The transcript has 17 exons. The record is from RefSeq and is a predicted model, not a curated record. NCBI's taxonomy places the organism in Eukaryota, Metazoa, Chordata, Actinopteri, Carangiformes, Carangidae. Gene Ontology annotation, cellular component: membrane. Gene Ontology annotation, biological process: cell surface receptor signaling pathway; adenylate cyclase-activating G protein-coupled receptor signaling pathway.
UACAGCUGCAUGGUGAUGCUGGAGAUGUCUGGACCUGUCAUUAUUUGCUCCCUGAGUAAACUUCUGCAACAACUUAUUGACAAUAACGGCAGCAUCUCAAACGAAAAGCCACUUACACGCAUGGUGAUGUGUGGUUCUCCUGGUUCAAAUGUCAGUACUCUGUUGGUAUCCAACCUGACCUGGGUCGCCAGUGACCUGCCGACCUCUGAUGUCUGCCAAACUGACCCCACUUGGUGUAAAUGUGAGGCAAAUGAGACACUUGCUGUUCUUCUGACUGACAGCUGCCCUCCAGAGCCUCUCACAUCUCAGCCCUCCACUCCGACCAACAGCAACAUUUCUACAACUUCUGAAGCCUUACCACCAUCUGUCACCAACAAGACCCAACAGACUAACACAACGACUGAAAAUACCACAGCAGUUCAACAGAGAAAUGCAUCACAAGGAACAACUCAGGAACUCAGGAACAACAUGACAACUUCACUUGCAACAAUUAACAGUACACAGUCCUCGACAGCACGGCCUGUCCUUCAAACAACCUCACAAAACACAACUGUGGCUGUCUCUGACAGUCCAAAAGUACAGCAAACUGAAUCUGAUAACAAAAAAUUGUUGACAACCACUGAAAAUACAGUACUUCAAAACACAACGACAGCACAACAAAAGACAGAAUUCAUAACGUUAUCGUCUGUCAACUCAACACAACCCAGCACCACAACUUCUGACAACCACCUAACAUUACAAAACACAAAAACCACUCUGAUUGAUUCAACACUUAACACAACUACACUGUCUCCCAAACACACAUCACUCUUCAAUGUAACAACAGCAGAUGCAUUUACACCUUCUCCCAGUGACAAAACAGCAUUCAACAUUACUACAGUUGACACAGUUACAGCUUCUCCAAAUUACACAGAAGUGUACAUGACUACAGUCGGAUCAUUUACAUCUUCUCAAAAUGAAACAACACUUUUCAAUGUAAGUACAGCCACACCUCCCAUUGACACAACAGUGUACAAUGCAACUACAGCCAACACAGUUACAUCUUCUCCAAAUUACACAACAGUCUACAACAUGACUACAGCCAGAUCAUUUACAUCUUUUCCAAAUGAUACAACACUCUUAAAUGCAACUACAGUUACGCCUCCGAAUGACACAACAGUGUACAACAUAACUACAACCAGACCAUUAACACCCUCUCCCAAUGACACAACUGUGUACAAUGUAACUACAACCGGACCAUUUACUUCAAAUGAAACAACACUUUUCAAUGUAAGUACGGCCACACCUCCCAUUCACACAACAGUGUACAAUGUAACUACAGCCAACACAGUUACAUCUCCUCCAAAUUACACAACAGUCUACAACAUGGCUACAGCCGGAUCAUUUACAUCUUUUCCAAAUGAUACAACACUCUUAAAUGCAACUACAGUUACGCAUCCAAAUGACACAACAGUGUACAACAUAACUACAACCAGACCAUUUACACGUUUUCCCAAUGACACAACAGUAUACAAAAUAACUACAACCAGACCAUUAACAUCAUCUCCCAAUGACACAAGAGUGCACAACAUAACUACAACCAGACCACUAACAUCAUUUCCCAAUGACACCAGAGUGUACAAUAUAACUACAACUAGACAAUUUACAUCCUUUCCCAAUGACACAAUUGUGUACAAUGUAACGACAACCGGACCAUUAACACCCUCUCCCAAUGACACAACAGUGUACAAUGUAACUGCAACCAAACCAUUUACACCUUCUCCCAAUGACACAACUGCAUACAAUGUAACAACAACCGGACAAUUAACAACCUCUCCCAAUGACACAACAGUGUACAAUGAAACUACAACUGGAACAUUAACACCUUCUCCCGAUGACUCAACAGUGUACAAUGUAACUACAACUGGACCAUUUACACCUUUUUCCAAUGACACAACAGUGUACAAUGUAACUACAACCGGACCAUUUACACCUUUUUCCAAUAACACAACAGUGUACAACACAACUACAAUUGGACCAAUAACACCCUCUACCAAUGACACAACAGUGUACAACACAACUACAAUUGGACCAAUAACACCCUCUACCAAUGACACAACAGUGUACAAUGUAACAACAACCGGCCCAUUAACAACAUCUCACAAUGACACAACAGUGUACAAUGUAACGACAACCAGACCAUUAACAACCUCUCCCAAUGAAACAGCAGCGUACAAUGUAACUAUAUCUGGACCAUUAACACCCUCUCCCAAUGACACAAGAGUGUACAAUGUAACUUCAACCGGACCAUUUACACCUUUUUCCAAUGACACAACAGUGUAUAAUGUAACUACAACUGGAACGUUAACACCUUCUCCCAAUGACACAAUUGUGUACAAUGAAACGACAACCAGACCGUUAACACCCUCUCCCAAUGACACAACAGUGUAUAAUGUAACUUCAACCGGACCACUUACACCUUCUUCCAAUAACACAACGGUGUACAACACAACUACAAUUGGGCCAAUAACACCCUCUACCAAUUACACAACAGUUUACAAUGUAACUUCAACCGGACCACUUACACCUUCUUCCAAUAACACAACGGUGUACAACACAACUACAAUUGGACCAUUAACACCCUCUCCCAAUGACACAAGAGUGUACAAUAUAACUUCAACCGGACCAUUUACACCUUUUUCCAAUGACACAACAGUGUAUAAUGUAACUUCAACCGGACCACUUACACCUUCUUCCAAUAACACAACGGUGUACAACACAACUACAAUUGGGCCAAUAACACCCUCUACCAAUUACACAACAGUUUACAAUGUAACUUCAACCGGACCACUUACACCUUCUUCCAAUAACACAACGGUGUACAACACAACUACAAUUGGACCAAUAACACCCUCUACCAAUGACACAACAGUGUACAAUGUAACUACAACCGGACCAUUUACACCUUUUUCCAAUGACACAACAGUUUACAAUGUAACUACAACCGGACCACUUACACCUUCUUCCAAUAACACAACGGUGUACAACACAACUACAAUUGGACCAAUUACACCCUCUACCAAUGACACAACAGUUUACAAUGUAACUACAACCAGACCACUUACACCUCCUUCCAAUAACACAAUGGUGUACAACAAAACUACAAUUGGACCAAUAACACCCUCUACCAAUGACACAACAGUGUACAAUGUAACUACAACCGGACCAUUUACACCUUUUUCCAAUGACACAACAGUUUACAAUGUAAUUACAACCGGACCACUUACACCUUUUUCCAAUAACACAACGGUGUACAACACAACUACAAUUGGACCAAUUACACCCUCUACCAAUGACACAACAGUGUAUAAUGUAACUACAACUGGAACGUUAACACCUUCUCCCAAUGACACAAUUGUGUACAAUGAAACGACAACCAGACCGUUAACACCCUCUCCCAAUGACACUACAGUGUAUAAUGUAACUACAAUUGAACCAUCAACAACCUCUCCCAAUGACACAACAGUGUAUAAUGUAACUACAACUGGACCGUUAACACCUUCUCCCAAUGACACAACAGUGUAUAAUGUAACUACAACCGAACCAUUUACACCCUUUCUAAAUGACACAACAGUGCACAACGUAACCACAAGUGGACCAUCAACACCCUCUCCCAAUUACACAACAGUGCAUAAUGUAACUACAAUCGGACCAUUAACACCCUCUCCCAAUGACACAACAGUUUACAAUGUGACUACUGUUGCAUCUUCUAUUAAUCACACAACAGUGUACAAUGUAACUACAGCUGCCAACAAGAAUGUACACAAUGGCACAACUACAAGUAAUGCUACAAUAAUCACAUUAACACCUUCCAAUUAUACAACAACAAACAAUGUAACUGCAGUCUCUAACAACUACACAACAUCAGAGAAUGUAACAACUACUAUUGUAUCCUCAAACAACAUACCCACUGCACAACAGAACACAACUACUCAUUAUAAAAACACAACUAUGUCUACCACAGCUUCACAAGGUAAUGAAACUCGAAAUAUGACUUCUGCUGUCGACAUCACCACUAAACCCACAGCUGCUCCAAUGAAAAACCACAAUACCACAGCAAGUGUGACUCACAGCAUCACAACAUCCAUCAAAUAUAACACAAGCACCACCACACCUUCCAACAGCACUGCUCCCAUUAUCAAUCACAAUGAAACCACGGAAAUCAACUUCAACCUGAGUUCAACUGCAAGCAGUUUAACCACCAGUUUCAAGCUAACAACAAAAGAACUAGGAGUCAAUUUAACAACUACAGCAGCAAAUGCUUCCCAUGAGCAUAUAGCCACAGCUUCAACCACAACCACCACUACUGCUACUACUAAACAUGACCCACCUCCACCCCAGAUUAACACCACUACUGGUCAAGUGUCCUCAGUUUCUACAACAACUCUCCAAACCAUCACCCUCACCAGUGCAACCACGACCACAACAGUGCCUGAGACAACGCAAAGUGAAGAGGCACAGGAAGAACAAGUAAAUGAUCUGCUAGAGCAAACACAGAAUACAUCCCAGCUCAACUCGUCUCAGGUGGGGCAGAUGGUGGGUCAGUUGGAGAACCUUCUGGAUGGCCUCACUGUCUCUCAGGCAGUGGGACAAAAAGCUGUCAACAUCAUCAGCAACCUGAUGGAGGGUGACUCAGUGGCCCUGACUGCAUCUGCUAAUAGGCUGAUUCGAAUGGUGGAUAAUCUGGGUCUUAAACUGGUUGUCAAUGGCGGCAGAGGGAUCCUCUCUUCAAAUUCAUUGGUUCUGGCAGUCAGGACAGUGGAUGGGACCAACUUUCCAGCAACAUCUGUCAACAUCUUCAACACUGAUAACGUCCAGCUCCGUGCUCUCAGCAGGUCCCGGUCCAAGAGGUCAGGUUCCGUUCUGGGGUCUGUAUUCUUGCCUUCCAACCUCACUGCGGGACUUAGUCCUGAGCAGCAACAACAGGCGAGCAGGGUCCAAUUCACUUUCUACACCAAAAGUUCCUUUUUCCAGGAUGCUGCAUUAGAUAACAACACCCUUGUCAGUCCAGUUCUGGGCUCCAGUGUUGCCAAUUUGUCAGUAAGCAACUUGACUGAGGACAUUCAGUUUACCAUCCGAAACAUCAACCCAAUACACGGGAACUUUGUGGCCUCCUGUGCUUUUUGGGACUUCACUCUGAAUGGUGAUAGAGGAGGCUGGAGCUCUGCCGGCUGCUUUGUUGUCAAUUCUACACCAGAAGAAACAACCUGCAGCUGCAACCAUCUCACUUCAUUUGCAAUACUGCUGGAUUUGUCCCGAGGAGGAAUAACUGACCAUCAACAGGCACAAGUUCUUACUUUCAUCACCUACAUCGGCUGUGGAAUCUCUGCUAUUUUUCUUGCCGUCACCUUACUGACAUACCUUUCAUUUGAAAAACUGCUGCGAGAUAUUCCCGCCAAGAUCCUGGUCCAGCUCUGCUGCUCCCUCCUCCUCCUCAACCUGGUCUUCUUACUGGACGGUUGGCUGGUGCUCUACCCGGCGGUCGGGCUGUGCACCAGCACCGCCUUCUUCCUGCACUAUUUCCUGCUGACAUCAUUCACCUGGGCCGGGCUGGAGGCCCUGCACAUGUACCUGAGCAUCAUCCAGGUGUUCACUCCUUACCUGAGCAGAUACAUGCUCAAGUUCACACUGAUGGGCUGGGGUAUUCCUCUUCUUGUGGUGAUCAUUACCUUAUCGGUAGACAAAGACAACUAUGGUCUGGUUACAUAUGGAAAAUACACAAAUGGCACUUCAGAUGACUUCUGUUGGCUGCGUAAUAACGUCGCCUUCUACGUGGGCGUGGUGGCCUACUUCCUCCUGAUCCUUGUUCUGUGCCUGCUGGUCUUCAUCGUCGUUAUGGUCCAGCUGGCCCGGAUCAAGAGGCAGAACCCUCAGAACCAGUCUCCUAACCGGGGAUUGAUGACUGACCUGCGCAGCAUCGCCGGCCUCUCCAUCCUGCUCGGCCUCACCUGGGGGUUCGCCCUGUUCGCCUGGGGACCGCUCUACUUACCCUUUGUUUACCUUUUCUCCAUAUUCAACUCUCUGCAAGGUUUCCUUGUCUUUGUUUUCCACUGUGCUGUGAAAGAGAACGUCCGCAGGCAGUGGAGGACGUAUCUCUGCUGUGGGAGACUGCGACUGCCUGAAAACUCAGAUUGGAGUCGAACAGCCACCCAGAACAACAGGAAUCUGUCGGUCACUGCGCCGAUCGUCCCUCGGCCCUUAACCUCUCGAAGCUCCUCCGUCAUCAGCGAUGGCACCAACAGCAGUGCCUCUGUGUUUGCAGACAGCGGAAUAUCAGAGGGAUACAACAGCGACGUCGUCCUCAACGAGCUCCACAGACGAACUCUGUCACCACAAGGCGAGGCCUGACAACUGUGUCAAGCGUUCAUUUGUGAUGACAGUAAUUAUCUACUCGGAGAGGGCCGAGAUGACAGACAGAGAUUAGCACUCUCCUGCAGAUGGAGUAAACAAAAACGCAGUAAUCACAGGAGUGGUUCCUCACGGGGUUCAAAGAAAUCACAAGAUGAUGAAACGAUGGACAGGAACACGGCCGAGGAGAGGUGAGACUGAAGGUCCUGUAGUGAAAAGUGUUACUUGACACCAUUUCGACAUUGCCAGUAGAAUAUAUGAAGUGGUAAAUGUACAGUAGGUGUAUUUCUGACUGAACACAUGAAUCAUUUCACAGUUACAGCUGCGACUUUCAGCAGACUGUCAAGUUUAUUUCAAAGCUCUUAGAAUUAUUUCUGUAAACAUUAAGUAUGAUAUUAACAUUUUUUUCAGUCUAAAAAAAAGGUCGUGUAUGUACAUGUUAAAAAUACAAAGUUGCAUUUCAUUAGGAGCCUAGAACAGACUCUGUCAACAUUGUGAAGCUAUUUUGCAAUUUUUUUUUGGUGGAUUUCUCUUCUUUCUGAACAUAAAUAGGAGAAAAGAAGAUAUUUACAUUGUUUUUUUUCUGAUGCUGCAUGGACUUACCUUUUUACAUUUUCAAUGAAGAGUCAAUUUGGCACUUUGAAAGGAUUCUCCAGCUUUUAAUAGGGGCAAAAUGGAUUGAAGGAAAAUGUGCCAAUAUUAACAAAGUGAUCAGAAUUUGAUCUUAACAAGAGUAUUUGAGGAUGUAGUCCUCCUUUAAUAUGAGAUACUGCUUUAUUUUGCUACAGCACAGUGUUGAUGUUAGAGUCAUGAGAUGUUUAUGGUGUGAAGAGUGAGGAUUUUCCUGUACAGGUUUGACUAAAUGUCCUUGUGGAAGGACAUGUGCAUGCCAUGAAAGAGAAGAUAAUAAACCUUCAACUUAUUACCUG